Plasmodium vivax (malaria parasite P. vivax) is the source of this 1660-nucleotide messenger RNA. Its product is annotated as small GTPase Rab1A, putative. Gene Ontology annotation, molecular function: GTPase activity; GTP binding. The coding region runs from base 61 to 663 and encodes 200 amino acids. The record is from RefSeq and is a predicted model, not a curated record. Lineage: Eukaryota; Apicomplexa; Aconoidasida; Haemosporida; Plasmodiidae. The transcript is spliced from 6 exons.
CCCACCGCGCGGUUUGCAAAAGUUUCCCCUCCAUUCGUAUAGAAGUUUAGGCAUACCAAAAUGAAUGAUAGCUAUGACAGCUUAUUUAAAAUUUUAUUAAUUGGAGACAGUGGCGUUGGGAAGUCUUGUUUGCUCCUUCGUUUUGCCGAUGAUACCUACACGGACAGUUACAUCAGCACAAUCGGGGUUGACUUUAAAAUAAAGACGAUCGAAAUUGAGGACAAAAUUAUAAAACUGCAAAUAUGGGACACAGCGGGACAGGAGCGCUUCAGAACGAUAACGUCUUCCUAUUACCGGGGGGCGCAAGGCAUCAUCAUCGUGUACGACGUGACCGACCGAGACAGCUUCAAUAACGUGAAAAAUUGGAUAAUAGAAAUAGAGAAGUAUGCCUCGGAGGACGUGCAGAAGGUCCUCAUAGGAAACAAAAUCGAUUUAAAAAACGAUCGGAAUGUGAGUUACGAAGAAGGGAAGGAGCUGGCGGACAGCUGCAACAUUCAGUUUUUGGAAACUUCGGCCAAAAUAGCCCACAACGUGGAGCAGGCCUUUAAGACCAUGGCGCACGAAAUAAAAAAUAAGUCGCAGCUGGAGAAUCAGCAGAAGGGACGGGUCAACAUCAAUUUGAACGCCAAGCCGAUAAAGGAUAACAAAAAGAAGUGCUGCUGAGGGGGCGCCAUGCGAGGGUGCAGUACGCGCUGUGUAGUACGCGGUGUGCAAUACGCGGUGUGUAGUGUGUAGAGUGCGGUGUGUAGUGCGCGGUGCACAGUAUGCUGCGUGCGCGCGAGUCGGGUGGGUUCCAGCUGGGAUGACAAAGUGGAGGUGCAAAAGGGACGGGUCACAGCGCAGGUGCUCACUGGGCGGGUUAACACCCAAGUGUGAAGUCGUCGCAGCGUCGUCACGGCUUCGUCGCGGUUUCGUCGCGGUUUCGUCGCGCCUUCCGUCUUCGCUUCGCCUGCUUGGACCACUUCGCCUACUUCGCCUGGUUGUGCCGCUUUUCCGCUGCUUUUCCUCGCCCCUUUUUUUCCAAGUCAUGUGCCGAGUCGACCCCAUGGCCCCUCCUCUUCACGUUUGCAAAAGAUUUUUAUAUGUUUUAAAAAAAUGGCGCUCGGCAGGAGCGAAUAUACGCCGAUGCGACGCUAUGCAGGGAUGCGCGUCCACGCAUGUGCCUGUGAGAUGGGCCCAAGGUUGUACACACGCAAGUGCCCUCGUACAUAGCCAUUCGGGCGCCUGCACGUGCUCAAGUGCAGUAAUGAUGAGGAUAGUUUUUUUUUUUUUUUUUAACCUAAUGAUUUACUAAUUUAAAAUUUUUGUUCAUCAGUAAUUUUUUUUUGCAUCGCCCCUGCCCCUUUACUUUAUGUUUUAUCUUCACCAUUUUAUUUUUUCUUUUUCUUUUUAUUUUAUUUAUUUUUUUUUUUCUUUAUUUUAUUCCCUUUUGCCUAAUAAGCUUUUCAUUUUCCCCUGUCUGGGUACUCUCCACGCUGUAUUUAUUUGUGCCAUUCGUUCUUUGUUCACCUGCAUGUGGGCCCACACACGGGCAACCCACGGGCUUGCUCAUUUUUGUGUGCACUCCUGUGCCCGGGCGCACCUGGGCAGUGCGGGGGGUACAACUCAUGUGCAUAUCGCUGCACGGACUAAUUAUGUUUCCCAAAUUUUUUUGCGUUUG